UCUAUUUAGUUCAAGAAGGCGAGGUGUAAACUAUAAUCCCAUGAUUUGUUUAAUAUUGUUAAUAUUAAAAAAAAACUUUAAUAACUAUCGUUUGCUCAAUAGUAAAUUAAUUGUUUAAUAAAAUAAUGUCAUCACAAGAUGAAAUUAAAGAUGUCUCGAAAAAAGAUGAAGAAUUCGAAAAGUUGCGAAGGAAGCUAACCGAUGUCGGAAUGUACGAAGAAGGAAUGAAUCUGGAUAACAUGAAAGAAUUAAUAAAAGUUCUACAAGAAUCAAAAGAAAUGCACGAAAAUAGGAAUUCGCAAUCUUUUCAAGCACCAGAUUCGCCACCAAAAAAUACCACCGAAAAUAAUAAUGAAUCACCGAAAAAAAGUUAUGCAAAUUCAAUAAAAAAGCCAUCAUCCUCUGAUAAUGUUGACACUGUCAAAGAAAAUAAGGAAAUAAAAACAGAUGCAUUUUGUUCAAAUGAAAAUAAUUGUCGUUCAACUAAAUCUCUUUUGGAAUUCCAAAAAAAAGCGUUUAGAAGGAGAAAAUAUGCCAUGGAUCCAUUACAAGGAAAAAUUCCCGAAAACGAAGAGCCAUUAAGUCGACCAAUUAAUGAAGAUAGUGAAACAAUUGAUGAUUUUUGGAGUAACGUUGAUAUUCCAAUUAAAGAGAGGGUGGAGGAAUUAAGCGAAUUUUUACAACAAUUACGAGAUACGUGGAUUAUGGAAAAGUCAAAUGUUGUUGCUGAUUCGGAAUUAGAAUGGGGGUCACCCAUUGAGGUGGGCAAUCAUCGCUUUAAUUUGGAUAGGAAAACAACAACAACAACAUCAACAUCAGGACAAUACGAGCAGGAACCAACGAGGGAAGUAAUGAGCCGCGCCAGUAAACGUAAGGCAACUACUCUUAUUGCAAAUAUUAGUAAAAAUUCCGAUAGUGAUACUGAAGCUGAUGAUGAUUCGGCUUUGUUGAAAAAAAGAAAACCUCAACAGGAAAGAAGAAAAAACAACAACGACACAAGCACAGACGGAAAAGAUGUGCAAAUGGAUGUAGAUUUCGAUAAGUUUGUUAAAACUUAUAAUAAACCACAAACACCAAGUACAUCAUAUUCAACAAUUAACACAGCGAAUGAAACAAAUAUUAUCGAUUCCGAUGUAGAGGAUAUUUUUGAUUAUAAAGAUGAUAAAAAAUCACCCGAACCACAAAUUUAUCCUCGAAAAAUUCAACCUCCAAUUCCAGGCACUAAUAAAGCACGAAGGGGUAAAGGACGAAGUAGUGGUGGUGGUAAAGGAAAUUUUAAAGGGCCACGUGCCAAAAAAACAAAUAAUGAAAAUAAAAUCGAUGAAUCGGAAAAAAAUGUUCCAUCAUUAAAUCGAAAAGAAACACCACUUGAAAUUGUUUUAGAUUGUGAAACAUCUGAAUUACAGGAUAUUUCACCGCAAACCGAUGUGAAAAUGUUAAAAAUGCCAUUAACCGAAAGAACACGAUUAUCAAAACAAAAAUUAAUUGAAAUAGAAAAUAGAGAGAAGAUAAAACAAGAAGAAUAUAAUUUAAAUGAACAAAAACUUGAGGAUGAAAAAAAUAGAAAACAAGAUGAACUUAUUCAAAAACGUUUAGCAGAAAAGGAAGAAAAUGAAAAAUUAUCGAAAAUACGUGAAAAACAUGAGAAAGAAAUGACAAAAAAAUGGAAUACUGUACUUCAGGAUAAAUCGAAAACAAAGUCUAAAAUAAAAGAUAAUAAAAGUUUGUCCGCUGAUGAAAUUCAACAGGAUUUAUUAGGCGAGGAUGAUAUUGUCAUAUGUGAUGAUCGUCCUGCAGGUCAAUCAAUGAAAAAAAAUGAAGUGGCGUGUCCAAUUUGUAAUAGAUCAUUUCCUGAAAGUGAUAUUGUGGAUCAUGCGUCAGAAUGCAAUCAAUUUGAAAUUGAAGAGACGUCAAGUCAUACUGUCGGUAAACGGCAGAGAAAAAAUAAAAUGAUUUGUAACGUCUGCAGAAAAUAUGAAACUGCAAAUGAAAAUGAUUAUUUCGAACAUGUUCAACUUUGUAAUGAAGAGUAUCGCGGACAAAGGGACGCAGGCUUCUUUCAAUGUUUUGCUGAAAGACAAUCAUUCCCAGCGACAAUACCAGGUGGGAUUUAUACAGAUUUAGAGAAGGCGCAAAUUAUACCGAAAAAUUUGAUAGGAUUCAAUGAUGUAAAAAAUCGAUGGAUUGCUAAGGAGAGCAUAAUUUAUUUUACAAAGUUUCAAGUGACAGAAGAAUUUUUAAAAGCAUCUAAAGUUGCUUUAGUGUUUCAUGGUUUGGAUACGUUUGCAAAUAUAUUUUUGAAUGAUGAACACAUUGGAACUACCGAUAAUAUGUUUGUGAAAUAUAAUUUUAAUGUGAAGACUCAAUUGAAGAAAAAAUUGAAUUCAACAAAUAAAUUAGAAGUACGUUUUGCUUCGCCGCUAAGAAUUGCAAAUCUACUUUACAGAAAGCAAAAAUUAAAUUACGAAGUUGUUCCAAGGUGUACGCCUGAAAAAUAUAAUGGAGAAUGUCAUGUUAAUCAUAUUCGAAAAAUGCAAGCAAGCUUCAGUUGGGAUUGGGGUCCAGCUUUUCCCUCGAUUGGAAUUUGGAAAAAUGUGGAAUUAAUUCCGGUGACUGAAGCUUAUGUCACCGAAGUAACAGCAGAUAUUGUCAAAAAAAAUUCCCAUUGGGAAAUAAAUGUUGGUGUAUUUUUCGAUACUUUAUCCUAUGAGCGAAAUAUAAAUUUUAAUGGAGUUAUUCAAUCAGUAUUAGAACUCGAUGAUGGAGAAUCAAUUAUGAAUUAUACAGAAUUUUCAUCAACAGCAGAAUGGAAAUAUUCAAAUUGUUCUGUUACUUUACAAAUUCCAUUUGAAUCAGUGAUGUUAUGGUGGCCAAACGGAUACGGAGAACAAAAACUUUAUAAACUCGUAACUCAUGUUCAAAUUGACAAUUACGAAAUGGAAAAUAUGAAAAAUAUUGGUUUUCGAACAAUUGAAUUGAUACAAGAUCCUUUGGACGAGGGUUUAACUUUUUAUUUUCGUGUGAAUAAUUUGCCAAUAUUCGCUAAAGGAAGUAAUUAUAUUCCAGGUAGUAUUUUUCCUGAAUUAAGUACAAGGAGGGAAAUUAUAUUACCAUUAUUGACAUCCGCUAAAGAGGCAAAUAUGAAUAUGUUACGUGUUUGGGGCGGUGGAAUGUAUGAAUCAAAUCUUUUUUACGAAUCAGCCGAUGAAUUGGGAAUUUUAAUAUGGCAAGAUUUUAUGUUUGCUUGCAAUAUGUAUCCAACGAGUGAUUCUUUUUUAGAAAGUGUUGCAAAUGAAGUGUCACAGAAUGUUAAACGAUUGAAACAUCAUGCAAGUAUUGCACUUUGGGCGGGUAAUAAUGAAAAUGAAAUUGCAAUUUAUGGCAAUUGGUAUGGAACGGGAGAUAAGGAGAUUUAUAAGGAUGAUUAUAUUAAAUUGUACGUGAAUCUUAUUAAAAAUUUAGUUGAACAAUUGGAUACGACAAGAUCGUUUGUUGUGUCAAGUCCUAGUAAUGGAUUGUAUAGUGAUAAUAAUGGUUAUCUUGGAACAAAUCCUGGAUCGAAUUUAUACGGAGAUGUUCAUUAUUAUAAUUAUUUGCAAAAUGGAUGGGAUAUGAAUCAUUAUCCAAGAGCGAGAUUCUCUUCAGAAUAUGGAUUUCAAUCGUGGCCAUCGAUAGAGACAUUGAUAUCUGCUGCUGAAUAUGAUGAAGAUUUAAAACUUGGCAGUGAUUUUAUGCAACAUCGACAACAUUUACCGGGUGGCGAUGGAUUUAUGAAAUUAUUGAUUGAAAAAAAUUUAAUUAUUCCCGAAAGUAAUAAUACAAGACGGGAUCUUGAGGAUUUUAUUUAUCUUAGUCAAAUUAAUCAAGCGAUGUCAAUUAAAAUGGAAACAGAAUUUUAUCGACAGGGAAAAAAUUCAUUGGAAUCGAAUGGUGGAGGUUAUACGCGAGGUGCACUUUAUUGGCAAUUAAAUGAUGUUUGGCAAGCUCCUUCCUGGUCCUCAAUUGAAUUUGGUGGACGUUGGAAGAUGUUGCACUAUUUUGCGAGAAAUUUUUUUGCUCCUGUAAUUGUGAGUUCACGUUUAUCCAAUGCUCGAGAUUUGACAAUUUACAUAAUUUCGGAUUUACAUCGUCCUUUAGAAAAACUUUCCUUAACUUUAAAUAUUUACAAAUGGGAUUCAAUUAAUCCAGUGUCAGUUCAAUAUUUCACGAAUCUCUCAGUGAAAGCCGAUGAAUCAAAAUUGGUAAAGAAACUUUGGUUAGACGAUUUUUUGGUGAAAAAUAAAUGUGGAAUAAUGGAAUCGGCAAAGAUAAAUUGUUUUUUGGAAAUUUUGCUGAGAAGUGAAACAGAAGGCAAAAUUAUUGAUGUAAAUUACGUCUAUCCAUCUCCUUUGAAAAAGGUUUCAUUGCCUCCUGCUGAAAUUGAAAUGAAAGUCAAUUCGAAAACAAUGCCUGGCGAGAAAGCAAAUUAUUCUGACUAUGAAAUUAAAUUGACAACAAAAAAUAUUGCACUUUUCGUUUGGCUAGAAAUGGGACCAUUGAAAGGCAAAUUUUCCGAGAAUGGCUUUCACAUUUUGCAGGGUGAAAAGACAAUUAUUUUACACGCUUUAGAAGCAAUGACACCAAAGGAAAUAUUAAAAAACGUUUACCUGAAAUCACUGUCGGAUGUUUAUAAGGUUUGAGGGGAAAAGGAAAAACAAAUUAUUUUCAAAUAUUGUGGAUAAAGAAAGAUGACAAUUAGAAAUUAUGAAGGAAAAUAAAAGUCCCGAUGUAAAUAAAUUUCAAAUCCAAUUAAAGCAACAAGCAUGACAAAUGCAAUUCCACAUAUCAUAUAAAUGGUAUCAAUCAUAAUUUUUUUUUUACUUAAAUUACUUUUAUUCUAAAUUUUUUAAAUUUCGAUAAAUUAAUAAUUCAGGUAUUUCAUCUUCAUAAGAUUUAUUUUAAAACAAAUUUUUUUUUUAUUAACCAAAGGUUAGAAAACACUUUAAAUUACAUUAAAACAUCUUGAAGUUUGUUUUAUGAAAAAAAGAAUAUCGAUUCUUUAUGAAAAAUUUGCGCAUUUCUUAAAAUUCCUAUUGGCGUUAAUAAUUUUCUUCCUUUAUUUUACAUUAAAAAUUUUUAUAUAUAAGCUAAAUAUAAAUUAAUGUACACAAAAUUUAUCAGUCAAACACUUGUAACAAGCGUAGCUUUUCAAACAAACUAAUAAUCUCUCGAUAGAGAAAUGUCAGUUAUUUUUUAAAAAUAUAUCUUUUCCUUACAUAAAUAUAAUAUUUGCAAAAAAAUUAUUUUUUAAUAAUAGAAAAAAUAAAUUAUAAGAAAAUAUUUACAGAUAUUUUCUAUCAAAUAAA
Molecule: messenger RNA, 5345 nt
Organism: Leptopilina boulardi
Lineage: Eukaryota; Metazoa; Arthropoda; Insecta; Hymenoptera; Figitidae
Gene: beta-Man
Product: beta-mannosidase
Exons: 15
Coding region: 126-4679 (1517 amino acids)
Biological process (GO): glycoprotein catabolic process
Molecular function (GO): beta-mannosidase activity
Source: RefSeq, a predicted model, not a curated record